Diprion similis is the source of this 1125-nucleotide messenger RNA. RefSeq lists its product as uncharacterized. The record is from RefSeq and is a predicted model, not a curated record. The coding region runs from base 417 to 995 and encodes 192 amino acids. NCBI's taxonomy places the organism in Eukaryota, Metazoa, Arthropoda, Insecta, Hymenoptera, Diprionidae. The transcript is spliced from 2 exons.
CACGAGAUAAGCCCAAGCGAUCUAACAAGUGUUAGCAGUACACUCAUGAUAGCGUGCUUUGUGACGUGUAGUAGUAUCCAUUUUUUCAACGAAUUGCCAUAGAGUUGGUAUAAAGUAUUGAACAGGUACAAUAAUUUUGUUCUCUAAUAUAGUGAGUGAUUUUCAAGAAAGGUGCAGUUAUUUCUUUGAAAUAGGAUUGAAUUUAUUCAACAUGUUCCAUGCCGAUAAGUAUGUGGAACUUGACAUAGUCUGACGAAUCGUAUAAAUAUGUCAAUGGCUUGUUGAUAAAAUGUGAAUCACGUUUUCUAAUAAUAAGCAUUCCCAUGCAAUCAAGCUGCUUGUAAUUGUGAAAUCGAAGGAAGUUUAACAGUGAAGUGUUACAAUAUUGAAGAAGGUAUUGCAGCGGGUCAAUCAAAAUGGGCUUCAAAUGGUUCAAGGCUCGCAUCACGAUAAGUAGAAUGCCUGAAUAUUCUUCUGCGGCAGCGGGUUCCUACAGGACAACGUCAUUUGACACGCCUGAGUUUCAACCAAGUAAUAAUUACACAACUUCAACUUAUGGUCAAAACAAUAUUGAUCAACAGCCCAGCACUAGGCCAGUUUCGUUGCCUGCAUUAAAAUUAAAUAAUCCAAUGGCUGAAGUAGCAGGCACAGAAAAUGUUUCGGAAUCAGUCGAACUGAACAGCAGUGAGAAAUCAAGUAAAUCUUCAAAGAGAACAUCCGACGUAACACAGUUGGGACGAGAAAUGUACAGCGGUUUAGGAAUAAGAAAUACCGCUCUCUUGAGAAAAGAGACAUUUGAACAGGAUUAUAAUCAGAAUAUCGGAAAUGUCACUCCUAGACCUGCACAAAAAAUGCACAAAGCUGAAUACAAAAGAAAAAAAGUUAAAGCACCAGUCCCUAAAAGGAAAUUGAGUACGGGCAGUGGUGGCAAUUCAGAGAUUGUUACAUUUACAAAUGAAAAGAAAUCGUCGCACACUAGUGAUGUCGACGUUUAGUCUAGCUGUAUUUAUAUACUUAAAAAACAAUCUACCUUCAAUGUAAUAUAAUCUAUAGUUACAAUUUGAUCAAAAACAUUCUUGUCUUCGCGGUUUAUACCUACUAACACUUGUAGAGAAAAUUAAUAAA